Molecule: messenger RNA, 952 nt
Organism: Drosophila innubila
Lineage: Eukaryota; Metazoa; Arthropoda; Insecta; Diptera; Drosophilidae
Gene: RpII33
Product: DNA-directed RNA polymerase II subunit RPB3
Exons: 1
Coding region: 65-892 (275 amino acids)
Biological process (GO): DNA-templated transcription
Cellular component (GO): RNA polymerase II, core complex
Molecular function (GO): DNA binding; DNA-directed RNA polymerase activity; protein dimerization activity
Source: RefSeq, a predicted model, not a curated record
GUGGCCGGUUUAUAGCAUUUAGCGCUGUUUUGUGUUUAUUAUUUUGCUUGUAAAAUAAGUGAAAAUGCCGUAUGCAAAUCAACCGUCUGUACAAAUAAACGAACUUACUGACGAUAAUGUCAAGUUUGUGCUGGAGGACACAGAACUGAGCGUGGCAAACAGCUUACGCCGCGUUUUCAUCGCCGAGACUCCGACUCUCGCCAUAGAUUGGGUGCAACUGGAGGCGAACUCGACGGUGCUGUCGGAUGAGUUCCUGGCGCAUCGCAUUGGCCUUAUUCCCCUAAUAUCCGACGAUGUGGUGGAACGGCUGCAGUACACGCGUGACUGCAUUUGCCUGGACUUUUGUCCCGAGUGCAGCGUCGAGUUCACGCUCGACGUCAAGUGCAACGAGGAACAGACGCGCCACGUUACCACAGCCGAUCUGAAGAGCAGCAAUGCCAAGGUUCUGCCGGUGACAUCACGUAAUCAGGGCGAAGAGGACAACGAAUACGGCGAGAGUACCGACGAAAUUCUGAUUAUCAAACUGCGCAAGGGUCAGGAGCUGAAAUUGCGGGCUUACGCCAAGAAAGGAUUUGGCAAGGAACAUGCCAAGUGGAAUCCUACGGCCGGAGUGUGCUUCGAAUACGAUCCCGACAAUUCAAUGCGUCACACACUGUAUCCCAAGCCUGAUGAGUGGCCAAAAAGCGAGCACACCGAACUGGAGGAUGAUCAGUUCGAGGCCCCGUACAACUGGGAAGCUAAACCCAACAAGUUCUACUUUAACGUGGAGUCAUCAGGUGCCCUGAAGCCAGAAAACAUUGUUAUAAUGGGUGUGCAAGUCCUCAAGAAUAAGCUGUCCAAUCUACAGACGCAGCUUAGCCACGAAUCCCAAAACGAUGCGCUCGCGGUUUAAACAAUAAUAAUGUAUAUUAAGUUCACAAUUCAAAUCAAAGACUAAUCCUUGAACAAACUA